UAUUUUCUCGCAUUUCAUUUCUUCCCGAGUAAAAACUAAAAAGAGGAGAGAGAUUCAAAAAGAGAGAGAAGGGGGUGGGCUUCCUUUUCUCCAUUUCGAUUUAUUUAUUUAUUUUUGUUUCUCGCGAAAACUCCUGUUUAUCUUUGCCUGUUUAUAUCUUUGAAUCUCCGGCGAUUAGCCUGAACCCCUGAUCUGGAUCUUGGAGGAAGUUCGAUUUCUAGGGUUUUCUUUGGGUCGUUUCUUAGUGAAUCUGAUCUGGGUGGGGAGGGUUUGCUCGUUGGUAAGGUUUUGCUUUGCCUUUGUUUUGGUCGGGAUCUUAGGGAUUCGGAGUUUUUAAUUUGAUCUAGAGACGGCAGCCAUGGAAGCGAUAGAGGAGUUGGUUCAGCUCUCCGAGUCGAUGUUGCAGGCAAGUGCUCUGCUUGCAGAUGAAGAUAUUGAGGAGAACUCAUCAUCGCGGAGGGCCUCUACUUUCUUAAAUGUCGUCGCCCUUGGCAAUGUUGGUGCUGGUAAAUCGGCCGUGUUGAACAGUUUAAUUGGACAUCCUGUUCUGCCAACUGGUGAAAAUGGUGCUACUCGAGCUCCCAUCAGCAUUGAUCUUGUAAGAGAUGGCUCCCUAAACACCAAAUCGAUCAUCUUGCAAAUUGACAAUAAGUCCCAGCAGGUUUCUGCAAGUGCUCUCCGGCAUUCUCUGCAGGAUAGGCUAAGUAAGGGCUCCUCUGGUAAGAGCCGUGAUGAAAUUUAUUUGAAGCUACGUACUAGUACAGCUCCACCGUUAAAACUGAUUGAUUUACCUGGAUUGGAUCAGCGUAUUAUGGAUGACUCAUUGAUCAGUGAGUACGUUGAACACAAUGAUGCGGUUUUGCUAGUCAUAGUACCUGCUGCCCAAGCACCAGAAAUUUCUUCUUGUCGAGCACUCAAAAUUGCUAAGGAAUUUGAUUCAGAGGGUACUAGAACCAUUGGUGUAAUUAGUAAAAUAGAUCAAGCUGCUUCAGACCAGAAAAUCCUAGCUGCUGUUCAGGCCUUAUUGCUUAAUCAGGGGCCACGGAGUACAUCAGAUAUUCCAUGGGUUGCUUUAAUUGGGCAAUCUGUUUCUAUAGCCUCUGCACAGUCUGGAUCUGUUGGCUCUGAAAAUUCUCUGGAAACUGCUUGGCGAGCUGAGAGUGAAAGUCUCAAAUCUAUACUGAUUGGAGCUCCUCAAAGUAAACUUGGUCGGGUGGCUUUGGUGGACACCCUUGCUCGCCAGAUUCGUAAGCGUAUGAGAGUCAGGCUUCCAAAUUUGCUUUCUGGGCUUCAAGGAAAAUCUGAAAUGGUUGAGGACGAAUUAGUAAGGCUUGGUGAGCAAAUGGUCCAUACUGCUGAAGGUACAAGAGCUAUAGCUUUGGAGCUUUGUCGUGAAUUUGAGGACAAGUUUCUCCAACAUAUUACUUCUGGUGAGGGUGGUGGUUGGAAAGUUGUUGCAAGCUUUGAGGGGAAUUUCCCUAGCAGGAUUAAGCAGCUCCCCUUAGACAGACAUUUUGACAUCAACAAUGUCAAAAGGAUUGUGCUGGAAGCUGAUGGCUAUCAACCUUAUCUUAUAUCCCCGGAAAAAGGUUUAAGAUCUUUAAUAAAGGGUGUCCUGGAACUGGCUAAAGAGCCAUCACGUCUUUGUGUUGAUGAGGUCCACCGUGUACUGGUAGAUAUAGUUUCUGCUGCUGCGAAUGCCACACCUGGUCUUGGUAGAUACCCCCCUUUUAAGCGAGAGGUUGUGGCAAUUGCAAGUGCUGCAUUGGAUGGUUUCAAAAAUGAAGCAAAGAAGAUGGUGGUUGCUUUAGUUGACAUGGAGAGGGCUUUUGUUCCUCCUCAACACUUCAUCCGUUUAGUACAAAGGAGGAUGGAUAGGCAACGUCGUGAGGAAGAGCAGAAGAACCGAUCCUCUAAAAAAGGACAUGAGGCAGAGCAAGCCAUAUUAAACCGAGCAACUAGUCCUCAGACAGGAGGUCAACAAACUGGGGGAAGCCUGAAAUCGAUGAAAGAAAAAUCUGGUCAGCCAGACAAGGAUGCCCAAGAGGGUUCUGCUCUGAAGACAGCUGGACCUGGUGGGGAGAUAACAGCAGGCUUUCUAUUGAAAAAAAGUGCAAAAACCAAUGGCUGGAGCAGACGGUGGUUUGUUUUAAAUGAAAAAAGUGGCAAGCUUGGAUACACCAAAAAGCAAGAGGAGAGACAUUUUCGUGGGGUUAUAACUUUGGAGGAAUGUAAUAUAGAAGAGGUUUCAGAAGAAGAAGAACCUCCAUCUAAAAGUUCCAAAGAUAAAAAGGCAAAUGGACCAGAUUCUGGAAAAGGACCCAGUCUUGUGUUUAAGAUUACUAGCAAGGUUCCAUACAAGACUGUCUUGAAAGCUCACAGUGCUGUUGUAUUGAAGGCUGAGAGCAUAGCGGAUAAGAUUGAGUGGAUGAACAAGAUAAGGAACGUAAUCCAACCUUCAAAGGGAGGCCAAGCAAAGGGUUCCGAAACUGGUCUUCCCAUUAGGCAGAGUCUUUCUGAUGGUUCUCUGGAUACAAUGGCUAGAAGACCUGCUGAUCCAGAAGAAGAGCUCCGGUGGAUGGCUCAAGAAGUACGUGGUUAUGUGGAGGCAGUGCUGAACAGUCUAGCUGCCAAUGUCCCCAAGGCGGUGGUCCUUUGUCAAGUUGAGAAGGCUAAGGAAGACAUGCUUAAUCAGUUAUACAGCUCUGUCAGUGCCCAAAGUACGGCCAGGAUUGAAGAGCUGCUCCAAGAGGACCAGAAUGUCAAGCGUAGGAGGGAACGAUUCCAGAGACAGUCUUCUCUUCUUUCAAAACUCACACGUCAACUUAGUAUCCAUGAUAACCGAGCAGCUGCUGCAUCUAGCUGGUCUAAUGGUACUGGUGCAGAGAGCAGCCCAAGAUCCAGUGUUCCAUCAGGUGAUGAUUGGAGAUCUGCAUUUGACGCCGCUGCAAAUGGUCCAGUUGAUCGUUCCAGUUCGUAUGGUGACUCUAGGUCUUCUUCCAAUGGCCAUAGCAGGCGGUACAGUGACCCAGCACAGAAUGGUGAUGCAAGUUCUGGCCCAAAUUCUGGUAGCCGCCGUACUCCAAAUCGGUUGCCACCCCCACCACCUGGUUCUUCAGCAUAUAAAUAUUAGAUAACUGAAUUAAUUGAUCAAUAGAUGAUAUUUUCAUGCAUUCGUGGUGGGUGCGUCUUUGCUCAGCCCCUUUCAUCAUUUGAGCAUUUAGUCGGUUCAAAUUCUGUCAAAGCAGCCGAAGAAGGAAAGGGUGUCUGUGUACAUAAAAAACUGCAUUUCUCUAUAAUUUCCCCUUCAAACAUUGGGUUUCAAGUUGCACUUGAAAUCUUAUUGUUACAACGCUCCCGUUCUAUUGGAUGUCACUACUUUUUUUGUUUCUCUUAUUUGGGGUUUUUCUUCUAUUUUUACCAUUGGGAAGUUGCCCGUUUUGAACCCUGCUACUGUAUUUGUUUGUAUUGAUUUUAUUGCAGAGUGAGCCCCCUCCCCCUCCCUACAAAUUUGCUUUCUCCAUAUCAAUGAUUCAAUAUCACCUCUUUUGAGAAGGCGGAAAA
Nelumbo nucifera (sacred lotus) is the source of this 3564-nucleotide messenger RNA. It is a transcript of the gene ADL6, whose product is annotated as dynamin-like protein 6. Gene Ontology annotation, molecular function: microtubule binding; GTPase activity; GTP binding. Lineage: Eukaryota; Viridiplantae; Streptophyta; Magnoliopsida; Proteales; Nelumbonaceae. The record is from RefSeq and is a predicted model, not a curated record. Gene Ontology annotation, cellular component: microtubule; membrane; cytoplasm.